Mycena indigotica is the source of this 1542-nucleotide messenger RNA. Its product is annotated as Cytochrome P450. The transcript is spliced from 12 exons. The coding region runs from base 1 to 1542 and encodes 513 amino acids. Gene Ontology annotation, molecular function: oxidoreductase activity, acting on paired donors, with incorporation or reduction of molecular oxygen; iron ion binding; monooxygenase activity. The record is from RefSeq and is a predicted model, not a curated record. NCBI's taxonomy places the organism in Eukaryota, Fungi, Basidiomycota, Agaricomycetes, Agaricales, Mycenaceae.
AUGCUGUCUCUAUCUCUUGUCGCAGUCAUAGCCUGCACUAUUUGGGUGUCUUUAUACCGCAGACAACGGCGCGGGCGUAUUCCACCAGGUCCGUGGGCCCUACCCGCCAUCGGCAACCUGCUGCACUUUCCCCUCCCAAAGAACUCGCCGUGGCGGAGACUGCUCGAGUGGAAAUACGAGUUCGGCAACAUUACCUACCUCCAUGGCUUUGGCAACUCUGUUGUGGUCCUGAACGACAUCGAUACAUGCAACGACCUUCUUGUCAAGAAUGGACACGCCUGGGCUGACCGACCGGUCUUCACAAUGGGCGGGGAACUUAUGGGGAUGGACCGCUCGAUGGGAUUCAUGUCAAACACACCAAUGUGGCGCUACCAGCGCAAACUCGCUCAUCUCGCAUUCAGUACCGACUCAGUGAAAACCUACUGUGCAGCACAAGAGGACAUUGCUGCUCUGAUGGCGCAAAGUAUUGCCAGCCACCCGGAGGACUUUAUUGACCACGUGCGACUUGCAACGGGUAGAAUCGUGAUGUCCGUGACCUACGGAAUCUCUCCCCAGCUGGCGGAAGAAGACUACAUCCAGCACGCCGAGGAUACGAUGGAGGUUAUAACCGAUACCACCAUGCCUGGAGCAUAUUUAGUCGAUGCUAUUCCUGCCCUCAAGUACCUCCCGAAGCAGCUCACGGCAUUUCACGACAAAGCCAAAGAGGGACGCGCCAUGGUGGAAAGGAUGGUUUUCCCACCAUAUCUUCAGGUGAAGAAGGAGAUGCAAACCGGAGACGCGCCACAUUCGCUUGUCAAGCAGCUGCUUAGUUUACCUCGUUCAGACAAAUCCGACCCCGACGAGAGUUUCUUUGAAGACGCAGUCAUCUGGGCCGCAGGUUCAAUGUACGGUGCUGGCGGAGAAACGACCUUCGCGACGGCUCUCAAUUGCAUAUUGGCGAUGACCAUGUUCCCCGAGGUUCAACGUCGCGCGCAAAUCGAAUUAGACUCCGUUGUAGGAGAGCAACUCCCCACCAUCGAAAACCGGCGCGAAACUCCGUAUCUCAAUGCUCUCUUGAAAGAGCUGCUCCGUUGGCAGCCGUCGGUUCCAUUAGGAGUACCCCAUCGCUCCUCAAAGGAUGUGGUUUAUCAAGGCUAUUCGUUGCCUAGCGACACCAUCGCGAUAGCAAAUGUUUGGGCUAUAACCCGUGAGGAAGAUCCCGACUUUCCGCCUGAAGAGUUUAUGCCAGAGCGGUUUCUCCCUCGUCCAUCAGGCUUCGCGCCGCGCGACCCGUUCACCUAUGCCUUUGGUUUCGGUCGCCGCAUUUGCCCAGGAAAGCCGCUCGCGGAGAAUUCGCUCUACAUCCUCGUCGCGUACCUGAUCCACAACUUCUCUUACCACUUGCCCCGCACGCAAGAAGGCGUCGAGGAACCCAUUCGGCCGACGUGGAAGAGUGGUCUUACUAGUUUUCCUGAGCCCUUCAAAUGUCGUAUCGUGCCGCGCAGCGACGAGAGGCUGACGAUGAUCAAUUACCGCGCGUCCAAUACCAGAGCGGCCAAAUAG